This is a messenger RNA of Melampsora larici-populina 98AG31, 1008 nucleotides long. RefSeq lists its product as uncharacterized. NCBI's taxonomy places the organism in Eukaryota, Fungi, Basidiomycota, Pucciniomycetes, Pucciniales, Melampsoraceae. Bases 1 to 1008 code for a protein of 335 amino acids. Gene Ontology annotation, molecular function: protein serine/threonine kinase activity; ATP binding. The record is from RefSeq and is a predicted model, not a curated record. Gene Ontology annotation, cellular component: nucleus; cytoplasm. Gene Ontology annotation, biological process: endocytosis; peptidyl-serine phosphorylation; signal transduction. The transcript is spliced from 4 exons.
AUGGACUUACGAGUAGGCGGCAAGUACCGCAUUGGCAAGAAGAUUGGUAGUGGUUCUUUUGGUGAUAUAUAUCUCGGUAUCAACAUCAUUUCGGGAGAAGAAGUGGCUAUCAAGUUGGAAAGCGUCAAGGCGAAGCAUCCUCAGCUCGAGUACGAGGCCAAAGUCUACAAAACGCUUGCUGGUGGCGUCGGUGUACCUUUCGUGAGAUGGUAUGGCAUUGAGUGCGACUACAAUGCUAUGGUUAUCGACUUGCUCGGCCCCAGUCUUGAGGACCUCUUCAACUUCUGCACCCGCAAAUUCACCUUGAAAACGGCUCUCUUAUUGGCUGAUCAAUUGAUCUCUCGAAUUGAAUAUGUUCAUUCUCGUAACUUUAUCCAUCGGGACAUCAAACCUGACAACUUCUUGAUGGGCAUCGGCAAACGGGGCAACCAAGUCAACAUCAUCGAUUUUGGUCUGGCCAAGAAGUACCGUGACCCUAAGACCCACCUACAUAUCCCUUACAGAGAGAACAAAAACUUGACCGGUACCGCUCGCUACACUUCCAUCAACACCCAUCUUGGGGUUGAACAAUCUCGCCGAGAUGAUAUGGAAUCACUCGGAUACGUUUUGAUGUACUUCCUCCGUGGAAGUCUCCCCUGGCAAGGUUUGAAGGCUGCGACCAAGAAACAAAAGUAUGAUCGUAUCAUGGAGAAGAAGAUGACAACCCCGACUGAAUUCUUAUGCCGAGGCUUUCCCAAUGAAUUUGCCAUCUAUCUCAACUACACACGCUCCCUCCGAUUUGAUGACAAGCCCGACUACAGCUACCUUCGUAAAUUAUUCAGAGACCUCUUCCUUCGUGAAGGUUUUGCAUAUGACUACGUUUUUGAUUGGUCAAUCGCUAGCCGCCUGUCUGACGAUACCAAAGAUCCGAGAGAAGGUCGACCACCAGCGAGUGCCCCACAAGGCCCCCUUCGACGCAAAGUCCAGCUCCAUCAAGAAGAUUUGGGACAAAACAAUGAACGGAUGUAA